UGUGUGUGUGUGUGAAUAAAGGUCCUUGCUUUAAGCUUUGAUCUCUCCCUCUCUCUCAUCCCUUGGUCUGUUGAUGUAAUUCUCCACUUCAACUCCCUUUAUUGUUCAAACGGUACCAAGAGAAAGAGUUCAUAUCAAUUAAGAAGAGGAGAAGAAAACAAUGGUUUUUUCUUCCUUCCCAACUUAUCCUGAUCCCUCCAAUUGGCAACAUCAAACAAUCAUUCCUCCUCCUCAACCGCAACCGCCGCAUGGAGGAGGAGAUGGCGGCAGGAGCACAGGUUCAUCAGUGAGGCCAGGUUCCAUGGCGGAAAGAGCCAGACAGGCGAACAUAACCAUGCCUGAAGCAGCCUUGAAAUGUCCAAGAUGUGAAUCCACCAAUACCAAGUUCUGCUACUUCAACAACUACAACCUCUCUCAGCCUCGCCACUUCUGCAAGACCUGCCGCCGUUACUGGACACGCGGCGGUGCCCUAAGGACCGUUCCGGUCGGCGGUGGUUGCCGGAAAAACAAGCGUUCCAAAAGCAGUAGCGGCAGAGGAAACAACAGUUCCAGUACCAGUUCUAGGUCCCAAGACUCAAAUCCCAUUGUUGGACCAACAACUUCAUCUAUGAGUUCGAUGCUCUCUUCCUACAACACUGGAUCGGACACAAGCCAUGAUCGUGGAAUAGGGCCUGUAUCUUCUUUACCAUUGGAUCCACACCAUGAAUUCACCAUCUUCCAGUACGGCGCCGUUUCAGGUUCUUACGAACAUCAUCAGCAUCACCCUCGUCCUGACCUAACCGCUUCUGGGCUUUUGUCGGGGCUCGAGCAGUGGCGGUUUCCGGCUGCUCGGCGGCUUGGAGAUGGCUUCACCGUCGCUGUCUUCCGGGUUGUACCCGUUUGA
Molecule: messenger RNA, 883 nt
Organism: Tarenaya hassleriana
Lineage: Eukaryota; Viridiplantae; Streptophyta; Magnoliopsida; Brassicales; Cleomaceae
Product: dof zinc finger protein DOF5.1
Exons: 2
Coding region: 161-883 (240 amino acids)
Biological process (GO): regulation of DNA-templated transcription
Molecular function (GO): DNA binding; DNA-binding transcription factor activity
Source: RefSeq, a predicted model, not a curated record